AGCCUGUUGUGGCGGCGGCAUCAUGGCGGACGUGCUUAGUGUUGGAGUGAACCUGGAUGCCUUUGCGCAAGCUAUUAGCGCCAUCCAGGCGCUGCGCUCCAGCGUGAGUAGGGUGUUUGAUUGCCUGAAAGAUGGCAUGCGGAACAAGGAGACUCUGGAGGGCCGGGAGAAGGCCUUCAUUGCGCACUUCCAGGACAACUUACAUUCGGUCAACCGGGACCUCAAUGAGCUGGAACGUCUGAGCAAUUUGGUAGGCAAGCCGUCUGAGAACCAUCCUCUCCAUAACAGUGGACUCCUAAGCCUAGACCCUGUGCAGGACAAAACUCCUCUCUAUAGUCAACUCCUUCAAGCCUAUAAAUGGUCUAACAAGUUGCAGUACCAUGCAGGUCUGGCAUCUGGCCUUUUGAAUCAACAGUCUUUGAAACGUUCUGCUAACCAGAUGGGAGUAUCUGCUAAACGGAGACCAAAGGCUCAACCCACCACUCUUGUUUUACCACCUCAGUAUGUUGAUGAUGUGAUCAGCCGCAUUGACCGGAUGUUUCCUGAAAUGUCAAUCCACUUAUCCAGACCCAAUGGAUCAUCAGCAAUGCUUCUGGUGACCUUGGGAAAGGUGUUGAAAGUGAUUGUCGUCAUGCGCAGCCUCUUCAUUGAUCGCACAAUAGUAAAGGGAUAUAAUGAAAAUGUCUACAUGGAAGACGGCAAACUUGAUAUAUGGUCCAAGUCCAACUAUCAAGUAUUCCAAAAGGUGACAGACCACGCCACCACUGCCCUGCUGCACUAUCAGCUGCCCCAGAUGCCAGAUGUCGUGGUCAGAUCCUUCAUGACCUGGUUAAGAAGUUACAUAAAGCUGUUCCAGGCCCCAUGCCAGCGCUGCGGGAAGUUUCUGCAAGACGGCCUUCCCCCGACGUGGAGGGAUUUCCGCACCCUCGAAGCCUUCCAUGAUACUUGCCGCCAGUAG
Elephantulus edwardii (Cape elephant shrew) is the source of this 958-nucleotide messenger RNA. Its product is annotated as mediator of RNA polymerase II transcription subunit 27-like. The transcript has 8 exons. Bases 23 to 958 code for a protein of 311 amino acids. NCBI's taxonomy places the organism in Eukaryota, Metazoa, Chordata, Mammalia, Macroscelidea, Macroscelididae. Gene Ontology annotation, biological process: regulation of transcription by RNA polymerase II. Gene Ontology annotation, molecular function: transcription coactivator activity. The record is from RefSeq and is a predicted model, not a curated record. Gene Ontology annotation, cellular component: mediator complex.